Molecule: messenger RNA, 945 nt
Organism: Galeopterus variegatus (Sunda flying lemur)
Lineage: Eukaryota; Metazoa; Chordata; Mammalia; Dermoptera; Cynocephalidae
Product: olfactory receptor 8J2-like
Biological process (GO): G protein-coupled receptor signaling pathway; sensory perception of smell
Cellular component (GO): membrane
Molecular function (GO): odorant binding; G protein-coupled receptor activity; olfactory receptor activity
Source: RefSeq, a predicted model, not a curated record
AUGGCUUCUGGCAAUCUCACCAGGGUGACCGACUUCAUUCUCAUGGGUGUCUCAGACCGUCCAGAGCUCCAGAUUCCCCUCUUCCUGGUCUUCCUGGGGAUCUAUGGAGAGACUGUGACAGGAAACCUGUGCAUCAUCACCCUCACCAGUGUUGACCCCCAACUUCAAACCCCCAUGUACUUUUUUCUCCGUCACUUGGCUGUCAUCAAUCUUGGCAAUUCUACCACCAUUGCCCCUACAAUGCUGGUUAACUUCUUGGUUACCAAGAAAACCAUAUCUUACUAUGGAUGUGCAGCCCAGCUGGGUGUAUUCAUAGUUUUCACUGCGGCUGAGAUUUUCAUGCUGUCAGCAAUGGCCUAUGACCGCUAUGUGGCUAUUUGCAACCCUCUGCUGUACAUGGUGGUGGUGUCUCCACAGAUCUGCCGACUGCUGGUUUUCCUCACAUACCUCCAAAGUCUGACCACAGCAGUGACUGUCACCUGUGUGUUCUCCUUGUCAUUCUGCUCUUCCAACAUAAUCAACCAUUUCUACUGUGAUGACGUUCCUUUGUUAGCCUUGUCCUGUUCUGAUACUUACCUUCCGGAAAUAGCAGUAUUUACCUUUUCAGGUACCAAUUUAUUUUUCUCCAUGAUUGUUGUUCUCGUAUCCUACUUCAACAUUGUCCUUGCCAUUCUGAGGACACGUUCCUCACAGGGACGACAAAAAGCCUUUUCCACCUGCGCUUCUCACUUAAUGGCUGUCACUGUGUUUUAUGGGACUCUUCUUUUCAUGUAUUUGCAACCAAGGACCAACCACUCUUUAGAUACUGACAAAAUGGCCUCGGUCUUCUACACCCUAGUAAUACCAAUGCUGAACCCCAUGAUUUACAGCCUAAGGAACAAGGAUGUGAAACAGGCAUUGAAGAGAUUCCUAAAUAACCCAUUGAAAUCCUUUAAACUAAAAUAA